Molecule: messenger RNA, 1297 nt
Organism: Brassica napus (rape)
Lineage: Eukaryota; Viridiplantae; Streptophyta; Magnoliopsida; Brassicales; Brassicaceae
Exons: 1
Coding region: 143-1297 (384 amino acids)
Biological process (GO): defense response
Source: RefSeq, a predicted model, not a curated record
UCUCUUCUCAACUGAUCGUAUAAUCAUUUCACGAGAGACGAGUGAAACACAAGAAGGUUAACCCUUUCUUGACUCCCACGCUUCUCGCGAAAGAUUAAACGAAUCCAUUUAGGUUUUUUUAGAACACACAAUAAAAAAAAACAUGGUUCGGCUCAAAUUCGCAUGUCCGGUCCUCGAAAUAAACUUAAUCUCAGCACAAGACCUAGCCCCUAUCUCAAAAAACAUGAAAACAUACUCCGUCGCGUGGAUCAACACCAAUCCCAUGCGUAAACUCACGACGCGUGUGGACCAAGCAAACCGAGCUAACCCUAUCUGGAACGAGAAGUUCGUGUUCCGCGUAGACGACAAGAUCCUCGACGUCGACGCGUCGUCGAUAGUCAUCGAGAUAUACGCGGCGGCUUGGGCCAAAGACGCGCUCGUCGGGACCGUGAACGUUCUUCUCAGCGACCUCUUCGCUCCUUGGUCCGGCUUCGGCGACGGCGACGACGGCGGCGGCGGGAACAACAACAUGAGGCUCGUGACGCUUCAGAUCCGCCGUCCUUCCGGGAGGCUACAAGGCUUUUUGCGUUUAGGCGUCGCGCUUCUCGACGGCGGUCAGAGGAGUAUGCCGUUGUCGGUCGAGGUUUUUGAUGGAAGUCGGAGAGAUAGUAAGAGAGAUGAUGCGAAGAUGAUGCAUCGUCGUACGAAUAGCGAUCAGACGGACUUAACUACGUCGACUAAUGAUUACGGAGUGAAGACAGGGGUUGUUACGGGAGGAGGUGGCAGUGGUGGAGGAGGAGGAGGUGGUGGUGGGGUUGAUAGUAUGGUGAAUGGUUCGCUUUGUAGCUCUGAUAUUGGACCGUCUGCGUCUGUGGUGGCGGCUGCGAUUGCUCAGGGGCUUUACAACAGACAGAAAACAACGGUUAAAGCGGUUGCGGGGAAGGAGGACGCGAGUUCGAUACUCGAAGGGAAGACGGAAGGGAUUGAGCAUAGAGUUGAAAGGUGGAGAGCAGAGAAAACAGGUAGAGUUGCGGUUGAAGCGGCGGGAUCGAGCGAUGAUUCUAGCGGGAAAGGAGGAGGGGGAAGGAGGCAGAGGAGGAGGAGGAGACGGAGGAAGGAGAAGCAACGGAGGAGAAACGGUGAAGGUAAAAAAGGGUUGUUCUCGUGCUUUGGAAACGUGUUCGGAUGUGAGAUUUCGAUUACUUGCGGCGGUGGGAGCGGCGGAGGAGAAGGAGACAGCACGAAGAAGAAGUAUAAUAACAAUAAAGUAGUGAAUCUUAGUGCUGUAGACGAAACGUUUAGUCAUUCUGCGACUUGA